Molecule: messenger RNA, 8782 nt
Organism: Nezara viridula (southern green stink bug)
Lineage: Eukaryota; Metazoa; Arthropoda; Insecta; Hemiptera; Pentatomidae
Source: the annotation of a GenBank genome assembly
GUUCGGUGUGAUGUAAUAAGAGGUAUGCGAUUUGUUGGAGCUGUCUUCUUUAGCAGCUGUUUACUAUUUAGUAUGACUGUAACUUGGUUAUUGCUUUGCGAUUGGUGCAGCUAUCUCUUCUCUAUCAUUCCUCGAUUUUUAUUUAUUCAAAGAUUGUGAUGAAGUUUUGAUUUAGUGAUAACCAACUAAGCUACCUAACCAAUAUAUACGAUGGUAUUUAGCAGGAGUGAUGUGAAAAGAAGGAACAAAUAUGCCCAUGAUCCCUUGGCAGAAAAUCCCAAAAGAAUUAAAGUUCAUGCCCAGAGGAAGUUCGCUCAGGGCUCUGGCAUGAACAGCCCAGUGAUGACUCCAAUUAAAGAAAAAGAAAAAGCGAAACCAAAUGGUGCACCUUCACCUCCAGAGCUAGUUCCUGUUAAACGGCCAGCAACUGAAGAUUUUCUGACCUUUCUUUGCUUGAGAGGAACUAAUGUUCUCCCUCCUCGGCUGGAUUUUUUUAAUGAUACAACUUUUGCUGAAAACUCUGAGCCAUCUAUAUCAAAUGUAUCAAAACAAGCAUCCGCUUCACCCAGUGGUGUUCAGAAAAUCAAAACUAAAAGUUCGUCUAACCAAGAAAUUAAAAAAAAAAUACUUGACCGUCGUCACACUGUUACCAAAGGAAAUGCAAUGAGAGCGCGUACUGCAAGUGAUGAACGUCAGUCCAUUAGAAAAAAGGCUAUAGAGUUAAGAAGAAUAGCUGCUCAGAGAAGAACAAAGCCUAUAAGAAAAACGCAUCCUGCAAUUUUGAAAAGAUUGGGUGCUGCAAGGCUUAGAGCAGGCCUUCGCAGUGGUGGACAGCUUCCUCCAGGCAGUGAUGCUGGAAUAAAGUCUGAUAGGAAACCAAGACGAGGGAGACCUCCUCGAAGAAGGCGUAUGAAGGUUGUUAAUAAAGAAUCGGUUGAUGAAUCCCCUGAACGUAAAGAAAAGGAAGAAAACGAAGAAAGUGAUGAAGAUUCAGAUGAACAGCCUUCCAAAGUGUCAACAAUGAGGCUAAGAACUCGAGGAUCUUCUAAUUCUCCUGCAAAACCACCGAAAACAUUAAAUAUUCUAUCUCGUCCAAGCCGUAAAACUAAAGUAGCUGCAACCUUAUAUAUGGAAAUGCUCACUAAAGAUUUAAGGAGCCCUGAUGAAGAGUUUGAUGGUGAUUAUAUUAAAGAUAUACCUGAGCCUUCAACUAGUGCCAAGAAAGAGAAAGAAGAGGAUUUUAAAGUGACACCUCCUAAGAAAACUAGGCAGCAGGCAAAAGAUGAAAAGAAUAAAGUUGGAAGACCUCACAAAAGAGUAACUAACAUUAAUUUUAAAGAAGAAGAGGACAGUGAGCUUGAUGAAGAUAAUGAACCACUUUUGGCUAGAACCCAAAGAACUCAGAAAAAAGAUGUUUCUAAAGUAGUUGCUGAAACAAGUAACAGAAGAAGAGAUUCUUUAACUCGAUCCAUUGACAGAAAAAAAUCUGAAGAUUCUCCAAAAAAUGUAAAAAGAUUGGCUGGAAAAAGAGAGCUUAGAACUCUGAAGGAAAGAAAAAAUAUGAACGAUGACGAUCAUACAACUUCAGAGGAAGAGGAAGAAAUUGAAAAAGUUUUUAAUAGCAAAAUUAAGGAAGAAAAGGUAGAUAGUAGAGGAUCAAUAGAAACAGUUAGCAAACCAUUAAUGUCAAAAAGAAAUGAUGUAAAAAAGAAGUCUGGAGCAGUAAAGCAAAGCCCAAAGGAGAAUAAAAAAGGAAAAAGAUUUUCAAGUUCUAAAAUGUCACUUGAUAGUAAUGAUGAUGCUGCUACUAGUAAAAAAAAGAAAGGACUUGAGGGUGGUGAUAAAAAAGGGAUUGAACAUGAACAAACUGAUGAAACAAACAAGUCCAAGACAGUCGACCGUAGAAAAUUAAGAAAGCAGAUAGAACAUGAAGAUGUUACAGAACCAAAACAUAAACCAGAAAAAAGGUCCAGUUCUCUGAGCAAAGAAGACAGAACUAAAAUAGCCAAGUUAUCUAAAGAAUCAACAAGCAAAGUUUCAAUGAAACUAGAAAGAGAGAAUGAAAGUGAUCAGGAUGAUGAAAAUGAACCUCUGCUCAAAAGGAGUCAAAGAAUGUUAAAAAAGGACAGUGUGUCAAAUGAAAAGAAGACCACUCCAGGGCGAACUUUGAGAAGCAAUGAACCAAAAACUGAAAUUAAUACCAAAGAUUCUCCUAAAAAAAGAGGUAGAAAAAGUUUAAAAGUCAGCAAAAAUUUAGAUGAAGAUAAUAUGGAAGAUGUGGCAUCUAUUAGUAAACCAAAAGAUAUUCUUCCCAAGAAGACCGUAGAGGAAAAAGUUGAAUCAAAUGAGGUUGUCAAAAAAGAAGUCCAAAAGAAUACCGUUGAAGCUGAAAAGAAAACUGUAAAAGAAAUAACUCCCAAAAGAGGAAGACGUGUAUCUAAUACUAAAAAUGCCAACUCAAAUUGUGAAAAAGAAGAUUUAAAAGAAACGAACGUCAAUGAAAUUUCAAAAGCUAGAAAAAGCAAUUCUGUGUUCGAAAAAGGACUUGAUAUUACUAAUAGGGUGAACAUUACCGAAUUAAGGUCAAAGAAGUUAAGUGAUGAUGGCCCAGAUAGUAAUUACACUACCAAAGCCCGAACAUCAAAAAAAUCUUUUGAGGAUCUAAAAAAUAUGGAUAUCAUCAACAAAGUUAAGAUAACUGAUUUAAAAACAAAAAAAGUAGUCGAAGAUGAAAAAGCGAUUGAUGCUACCAACAAAGUAAAAAUUAUGGAUUCUAAAGUUUCAAAAAAUGAUGCAGUAAUGGAUGAAGAUAAAAGAAUUGAUCCUUCUGGGAAGGUUAAAACUGCAGAACAUAAAAUGUCAAAAAAACCUAUUGCCGAAAAUAAAGGUAUCGAUAUUACUAAUAAAGUAAAAUUAUCUGACCAUAAAACAACAAAAAAGACUGAAAGUGAAAAUGAAAUAGAAAUUAUUAAUAGAGUAAAAAUAUCAGAUAACAAAUCUUAUAAAAAACUUAAUGAUGAUGAAAAUGAGGAAGACUCUAACCAAAAUUCUUUUGACUCUAAGAAGAAUAAAAGUUUUGACAUGGAUGAUAAAAAUAUAAUUAACACUGAAACAGAUAACCUUAAAGAAAGUGAACCAAAGAAAAGAAAGAAAUCAAUUUCUGCAAAUAGUAAUAUACUAGAUGAAAAAAAAUUAAAAAGAGUUACACGGCAAUCAUCUGGAGGGCCCUUAGAUUCUGAUGAAGUCAUUCAUGAAACUGGAGAUACAAAAUCAAACGUAUCUGAAAUCCAUCAAAGUGAUAUGACAAAGGAUGAAGUUGACAAAUCUCAAAUCAGAAGAUCAAGUUUAAGUUCUAAAACCCAAAGUAGGAAAGAUUUAGAAGGAAAAUCUUUAGAAACUGUAGCAGUUGAAAAAGUCAAAAUUGCUUCAAUUGGAAAACGGAAAUCUGCCAGUGAUAGGGAUAGCUGUGAUACAAUGAACAGUGAAAGUAGUGCAAUAGUUGAUUGUAAAGUUGUUUUAGAAUCUUUGGAAGAUGCUAGCAGAGAUGUUCAGAGGUCCUCAAAAAAGCUGAAAGCAACUUCAAAAGAUGUGAACACCGAUCAUCCGCCAAGUUGUAGCGCAGAUGAUAAAAAGGUGAAAAAUAAUGAUAUAAUUGCUGUUGACUAUAGAAAUAAUAUUGCAACUGAAAAUUCUGGCAAUAAUGAAGUAGAACUGUCAGAGGACAAAAAAGAACAAAAAGAUGAAACACAAAAACCUAAACAUUCAAUCAGUGAUACAUGGAGGCAAGCAUUUAAAAAUGCAAAAAUUCCUAAACCAGGACAGCUAAGUCCUGUUCCCCAUACGGUUAAACCAUUUGUUAGACAACAGAAGCUUCCAAAUGUUUCUCUUUUAAAUCCAUCAUUCUCUAAUAAACCUCCUGAAAUUCCUGAUACUAAGCCCAGUGAUGCUAAUAAAUCUCAUAAGAUUACAUCUAACUUAUCACCUUUCAAGGCAAUGUUAGCCACUCAGAACCAAAGGAGUAUUUCUCCUGACAUAAAAAAAAAUUCUUCUCCUGUUCAUAAAAUCAAUUUUGGAGGACGAGACAGUCCUCUUAAAAGAUGCGAAGAAAUAAAAAAUGAUUAUAAAAAACAAGAAACCCCUGUUAAAACUUUCACUCAACUUCAGUAUGAAAAAAGAAGUUCUGAAUUUAUAAACAGCAUUUCUGAUUCAGUAUCUUCAAUUUUACCAGGUUUUGAUAGUAUAAAGCCCUUUAAAAAAGAAAUAAAAAAAGAAGAAUCGAAGGAUUCAAAAGGAGACAUUAGUGAUAAUCUAUCAACAGCAUCCUCUGAGCCAAUACCAAAACCACCUCCUGAAGGUAAGCAUUUAAAUCUACCUUUGGCUGUUGAGCAUACUUUGCGUAAAAUGUCACCUGUGACAGUCAGCAAGAAGCCUGUUGUUGUCAAACCUGUGAUAGCAUCAUUGGAUCGGAAAAAUGACAGCUCUCUGUUAAGUAAACAAAAACAUGCACCAACUGAAAUAAAAAUAGAAAAUCCAUCGGAUAUUUCAGCUUCUCCUUCUGUCAGUGCUAGUUGUUCUCUUCCUUCAAGGGAUCUGAUGGUCAGAGAACCAUCAGACAUCAGUUUGAUGGCUAAAAAAAAAGUCAGCAUGACUACAGAAGAAAUCAAUAGGUGGCUUAAUGACAACACCAGCUCUGGAAUAGAGCAUAAAAAAGACUGUGGUAUCUUAGAAAAUAAUCAAUGUGAAUGUGGUUGUGGUUUUCGUUCCUGUAAAGAAGGCAUGGAAAACAGUGUUGGGAUGAGUGAACUAGUUGCCAAAGAUGAUGGAAAGAUAGACCGUGGAGUUGUAGAACCUCCAGUUCAAUUGAAAGAGUUAGACCAAGCACGUAAAUAUGAAGCAGAAACUAUUUCUACCUGUAAAGUAGAAGAUUACAAAGAAAAACUUUUAACUAAAUCAUCCAAUUCUGAAAGUAAAAUGGCACCUCCUAAACCUCGAAAAUCUUCAGGUUUCGAAAAGUUCAAAAGCAAUAGAUCAAUGACAGAUGAAGAAAUGUGUGAUUUUGAUUUUAGAUUUGAUAGGACAUCUACCAUUUCUCCUAGAGAAUCUAUGUCGGAUCUUUCAUCUAUAACACCAAGGGAUGAUGGCUCUAGUUCUUCUGAAAUGCCAGAAAGAAAGAUUUUUCAACAGAGACGGUUAGGUACGAAAAGACCUUCAUUAUCUAAAAGUCCUAGUGCAUUUUCGGCAGAAAAUGAAUCUAGUGUUUAUGCAUUCAAACCUGAUCCACCUCCAAGUAAACCUUUUCGAAGAGGCCGAGGAAAGAGUGGUGAAAAUGAAGAUGGACCGUCUAGCUCAUCAAUAGCUGUUCAAGUAAAUAUAGAAACAGAGGCUGUCCUUGAAUGUUCUACUCAGACUGAUCGUGAGAAUGAUGAGAAUGAAGGUCAUUUAUUUUAUAUACCACUCCCAGUCGGUCAAGUGGAGAGAGGACUACCUCAGGGUGUUGCUGUUAAGUUGGAUACUGAAGGACCAGACCAAAGGGUCAUCAUGAGAGCUAAACUGGUCACGAAGCCAACUAACAACUACUCCUUGCCUUCCAGUUCAAGAGCCCUUGUUACUUCUGGCCGCAAUUCAAGCCAACAGAAGCCUGAACAGAAAGUUAGGCCACUUUGGUCUGGUCGUGCCCCGAUCGGUACAGUGCAGCCAACCUUGAGAGAACAGCGAACUAGCGAUCAGGGUACCACAACAAGCCAGGAGAAAGGGCAAUCCGUUCAAUCUUCUCAAUCCAAUCAAACUACUCAAAUCAAUCAGAAUAGUCCAAAAGGGCCUGAUAGUCCCAGGAUAAAAAACUUAUCGAAACCACAGAAAGUAGAUGAAUUUCCAUUAAAUGGCACUCCUGCAACACUUGUCGAGGCUCCUACAUUCUAUCCUACUGAAAAAGAAUUUCAGGAUCCUCUCGAAUACAUAGAGUAUCUGACACCUCUUGCACAAUCUUUUGGGAUUUGUAGGAUAGUACCACCUUCAAGCUUUAAGCCUGAGUGUAAGGUGGCUGACGAUAUGAGAUUCACAGCUUAUAACCAAUACGUUCAUAAAAUGAUGGAAAGAUGGGGUCCGAAUGUGAGAGAAAUGUGUGCUAUCCGAAAAUAUUUAAGAACUCAAAGUAUUUCGCUGGUGCAGGUUCCUUCCAUUGGAAGCAUGGAAGUAGACUUGCCGAGAUUAUAUCAAACAGUUCAGCAGUGUGGGGGAUUGAAAGAAGUAAUUGAGAAAAAGCGAUGGGCUCGUGUUGCUGAUGCUAUGCGUAUACCAAAGUUGGCUCAAGAUAGAGUUACCAAAUUAGACGAUAUUUACUGCAAGUUCUUGUUGCCAUAUGAUACACUUUCUCAUGAGGAGAGAAAUAAAUUAUUAGAAGAAGUUGAGGACGAAUGGAAAGAACGUCAAAAGAGGAUAGCUGCAGCUGAAGAGGAAUCAGGAAGUGCUGAUAAUAGUAGUGAGGAGAGUGAUACUGAUGAAAGAGAGGAGUGUAUCGCUAAGGGAAGAAGUAUGCCUUUAUCUGCAUUCUUUCGUACUGCUAGGAAUACAAUGGCAAUGUGGUUUAAAGAUGGAGCCCCAACAGCUGCGGAGGUGGAAGCUGAGUAUUGGAAGCACGUUUCUCAGAAAACAUGUCAUGUGUGUGUUCAUUCAGGCUCCAUUGAUUGUGCCACUUGGGGAUGUGGUUUUCCCACCACCAAAUCGUCUGCCACAUCACGCCAUCCUUGGAAUCUUAAGGUUCUUACAAAUAAUCCUGGAAACAUUCUACGUUCGCUUGGUCCUGUUAUGGGUAUUACAGUUCCUACACUCCAUGUAGGGAUGUUAUUUUCUUCAUGCUGUUGGUACCGAGACCCUCAUGCUCUUCCAUGGAUUGAAUAUUUACACACUGGGGCUAGCAAAAUAUGGUAUGGAGUACCUGAUUCGUGGUGUAGUGAACUAAGGCAAGCGAUGUACCCACUUCUUCCCCGCCAUACCAGAGAUCGUACAAUAUGGCUCCCUUCAGAUACUAUGAUGGUACCGCCUACUUACCUUCUUGAUGGCGGAGCUUCUGUUUGUCGUGUUGUCCAAGAGCCGGGUCAAUUUAUACUUGUCUUCCCAAAAUCCUUUACUUCCAGCGUAUCAACUGGCUAUGUUGUUUCAGAAAGUGUCUAUUUUGCCCAACCUUCUUGGCUCAAUACAGCAGAACAAGUUUUUAAGGAUAUUCUUGACAGCUGUGAACCACCGGUUUUCUCUUUUCACAAACUUCUAUUUAAUAUUGCUAAUGAUGCAAGAGCUUCAGCUGAAACUCUAAACCAGGUUUUGCCAAUGGUGAAGUCUGUUGUUGAACAAGAAGUUGAAUCAAGAAAGAAACUAGAAAAACUCGGUUUAACAUCAUGGGAAAGAAUUCCGUCAUCUAAAGGGAGAAGAAAUAAGAAACAAGAAGAAGAACCAACUGACUUGGAGUGUGAUAUUUGUCGUGGGGCAUUCUUUUUGUCUAUGGUGACUAAUUCUAAUGAAGAUUGCAGUUACUGCAUAGAUAACGCAAUUGAAGUUCUUACCAAAGAUCAGAGCCUUCUCAAGUAUUGCAAAUUGAAAUUUGCUUACGAUGAAGAAGAAAUGGAGGAACUUAUUGAAAAAGUAAAGAAUAAAAUAGAAACUAAAACUCAGAAGAAACAAGCUAAAGAAAAAGGGAGCUCUAGUGGAUCUAAGAAUUAACAUUUUUUAGAAACAAGUCUAGUAAACAACCAAAACUUUGACUCAGCCUAGUCCGAAAUAGUCAAUCUUCACCAUUUUAUUUAAUAAAAUAUGAUAUUCCUGUAAGGUUACAUCAGUAUAUCAAUACAUGUAUAAAGAUCUUAGUUAAGAAAUUAAAUAUAUUUUGUAAAUAUUUGCCCCGUUUUGAUAAACUGAUGAAUUAUCUAUUAAAAUGUAAAUAAAAUCUGGCUUGUUCUAAGAGUAACCAGUUAAAAGAAUUAUUAUACCAAAGUAUUCUUUUAUAUUAGUUCCUUACAAGAAAAAAAAAAGUAAUAUAAAAGAUUAAGGAUGAUGGUAAGUUGAAAAUUGGUGCUUAGAAAGAUGUAAACUUAAAUAAAGCUUUAUCUGACAAUAUCAUAGAAAAACAUUUUUUUUUUAUUUAUCUAGAAAUUUCACUGUUUAUCAUGAAAGAUAUAUGUUUUUUAAAAUGAAAAAACUGAAUAAGUUUUCUAUAAUAAUGCUUAGUUCUCCCUUGACAUUGCCUUAAUUAAUCAUAUACCUGUAGAAUGCUUUAAAUGUAAACUAGGUGAAACAUUAGUAAUUUAUUUUUUAUAUUUGUAUACCAUAGACAUGGUCUUUCAACACUAGUGGUUAUAUAAAUUCUGUAUUAAAAUGCAUUUUAAAAACUGUUAAAUAUUUAAAACAUUUAUUACAUAUUUUUAAUAUAGAGAUUUAUGUACAUAAAGUAUUGUUUUGCUUUUUAUGAAAAUGCUUGCUUUUUUUCUUUAAUAUGGUUCGGUAACUAUUUGUUAACGAUCUAAAAACUUGAAAAAGUUUUGAGUAUUAACUGUUAAAAUAUUUAAAAGUUUGAUUUCAAAACUGUCUAUGUUAGUAAUGUAUUAUGACCAUACUUUAAUUAGGACUAUAUUCAUAAAGAAAUAUAACAUUUAUAAUUGAGGAAUUAUAGGUAAAUUUGUAAUAGUGAAAUUAAAAAAGUAAAUAUGUCAAUUUUAUUUUGUGUUGAUUAUACAUAUAGUAUACCCUGUUCUCUUAGUAACUAACUUCAAUUGCAACUUAAUAAGUUCACCAA